Messenger RNA from Cariama cristata (Red-legged seriema), 1011 nucleotides. It is a transcript of the gene BDNF, whose product is annotated as brain-derived neurotrophic factor. The transcript has a single exon. Gene Ontology annotation, biological process: positive regulation of peptidyl-serine phosphorylation; regulation of neuron differentiation; nerve growth factor signaling pathway. NCBI's taxonomy places the organism in Eukaryota, Metazoa, Chordata, Aves, Cariamiformes, Cariamidae. The record is from RefSeq and is a predicted model, not a curated record. Gene Ontology annotation, molecular function: nerve growth factor receptor binding; growth factor activity. Bases 23 to 763 code for a protein of 246 amino acids.
GUUCCACCAAGUGAGAAGAGUGAUGACCAUCCUUUUCCUUACUAUGGUUAUCUCAUACUUCAGUUGCAUGAAAGCUGCCCCGAUGAAAGAAGCUAGUGUAAGAGGACAAGGCAGCUUGGCUUACCCAGGUCUUCGGACCCAUGGGACUCUUGAGAGCCUAAAUGGGCCCCAUGCUGGCUCAAGAGGACUGACGUCGCUGGCGGACACUUUUGAACAUGUCAUAGAGGAGCUUCUAGAUGAGGACCAGGACAUCCAGCCCAGCGAGGAAAACAAGGAUGCAGACUUGUACACAUCCCGAGUCAUGCUAAGCAGUCAAGUGCCUUUGGAACCCCCACUGCUCUUUCUGCUCGAGGAGUACAAAAACUACUUGGAUGCUGCAAACAUGUCCAUGAGGGUCCGGCGCCACUCUGACCCAGCUCGCCGUGGGGAACUGAGCGUAUGUGACAGCACCAGCGAGUGGGUGACGGCGGCAGAGAAAAAGACUGCAGUGGACAUGUCCGGGGCGACUGUCACGGUCCUGGAGAAAGUCCCAGUGCCCAAAGGCCAACUGAAGCAAUACUUCUAUGAGACCAAAUGCAACCCCAAGGGGUACACAAAGGAGGGCUGCAGGGGCAUAGACAAGAGGCACUGGAACUCCCAGUGCCGAACUACCCAGUCUUACGUGAGAGCUCUCACCAUGGAUAAUAAAAAGAGAGUUGGCUGGCGCUUUAUAAGGAUAGACACUUCCUGUGUAUGUACAUUAACCAUUAAAAGGGGAAGAUAGUGGAUUUGUGUUGUAUAGAUUAUAUUGAGACAAAAUUAUCUAUUUGUAUAUAUACAUAACAGGGUAAAUUAUUCGGUAAAAAAAAUAAUUUUAUGGACUGCAUGUAUAACUGAAGUUUAUACAGUACAGUGGUUCCACAAUCUAUUUAUUGAACAUAUCCAUGACCUGAAGGGGAACAAAAGUCAUUUGCGCACAAGUUUAAAAAAAAAAAAAAAACCAAAACAAAAAAAAAGAAAAACAAGCAAACA